AUGUUGGACAUGGAUGCGAUUGAAGAAAUGGGCGUCGCUGGAGUGGUCAAGGACAUUCGCAACCGCGUCGGGAACCAUCCGAUCGACUGUCGCAUCGACGUGUUGGACCCAGCGUUUGCCCCAGGCGCCGGCGCUCCUCAAGCGGGUGGUCUGAGUACUCGAGAACAGUUUGGCAUGCUGCGUGGUUGA
This is a messenger RNA of Aphanomyces invadans, 189 nucleotides long. RefSeq lists its product as hypothetical. The coding region runs from base 1 to 189 and encodes 62 amino acids. The transcript has 2 exons. Gene Ontology annotation, molecular function: metal ion binding. NCBI's taxonomy places the organism in Eukaryota, Oomycota, Saprolegniomycetes, Saprolegniales, Verrucalvaceae. The record is from RefSeq and is a predicted model, not a curated record.